Molecule: messenger RNA, 5192 nt
Organism: Alligator sinensis (Chinese alligator)
Lineage: Eukaryota; Metazoa; Chordata; Crocodylia; Alligatoridae
Gene: ZBTB20
Product: zinc finger and BTB domain containing 20
Exons: 19
Coding region: 2076-4130 (684 amino acids)
Biological process (GO): regulation of transcription by RNA polymerase II
Molecular function (GO): RNA polymerase II cis-regulatory region sequence-specific DNA binding; protein binding; DNA-binding transcription factor activity, RNA polymerase II-specific
Source: RefSeq, a predicted model, not a curated record
UCUGCACUAUGUACCUUUUUUACACUGUGUCAGUCUGGCAGUAUUGAACCUGUUGCUGCAUUAGCCGAGUUGUAUUUUGCUAGAUAGGGGAAGGAGGGUUGUCUGCUGUCUGGUAGGAGGGCUUUGUCUGUGUGUGCCUUUCUCUCUCUCUCCCUCUCUCUCUCUGUCUCAUACUCCCGCUUGCUCUCCCUCUGGCUCUCUCUCUCUCCCUCGCUCUCUCUCCCUUUCCCGUCUCUGUGGUUUGUAAGGUAGGUUGCAGUGUGUGUAUAUACACAACAUCAAGAGCAGGAAAAUGGACUCAUUAGGGAGGCAGGCAGUCAUUACCACUCACACUGUACUUCCAGGGAGACAGCGACUAUGAGGAGACAAACUGAGGACUGGGGAACAAGGGUUUACCGCUCCAACCCUGCAGCACAGAGAAACUGACGGUCGACCAAAGUGAAACUGACUUCAUUGAUCUGACCGUCUGGCCCAAGAAAACCCAAACAGCAUAAAAACGAAGUGUUAGGAGCUGCUCUUAACUCUUUUGGAGUCCGAAGUCGAAAGAGAAGUAAACUACAGAUUGCUUUGAAGGGGGAUGGGAGACAGGACAAGAGAUCCAGUGGGCAGAUACUUGUGCGGACUGGAAGGGGCCUCCUGGGCCAUUGAGGUUGGACCACUGUGUUCCCAAGCAAUUGUUACCUGAAAGAAUCCUCAACAUCAGCAGUCCAAAUCUUCAUCUAUAACUACAGAGCAUAAUAUAUAAAAUACCAGUAUUUGGUAUUUGCUGCUCCGCCUGUAACUUGCACUCCUCUCUCCACCAGACAGGCAGAUCUGUUACCUCCUUGUCUUAGUGAACUUCAGGAUAACCUGUCUGGCUCAGAUGUUUUUUUCAAGUGUUUUACUGAAGGAGAAUGGAAGGAUAUAAAGGGAACUAGAGGGCUUGAGACCUCUUUUAUGUCCUGCAUUGACUCUGACCACAGUCCUUCUGUGCUCUCACAAGUGGAGCUCAGCCCUGCUUUCCUUCCUGUUGAUUCCCAGUCAGCUGCAUGACUGCCUGAAGUUACAUUUUAGAUGCUGAAAUCACUGCACCUUAAAAACAAAAAGAUUAAGCUGCACUGCAUUCCUCUUCUGCUGUGUCAUGGUCAUUUCCAAAUUGGUGGAGCCCAGCAAGUUCAUGUGAAACAGAGGAGCCUGUAGGAGGAAAAUAAAGCAGGCUGAGCUGACUCGCUGCUGUUGACUCCAUGACCUGCUUUCCAUUUCAACCUCCACCUGCUCAAAAAGUUUAGUAGCUGGCAGUCUCCCCUGGGCUUGAUGUCUAAGCAGUGGACCAAUAAAAAGCAAAACAAAAGAUCCUUGAGAUCAAUUUGCGGUCUUCUCCUGAAGGUACCUCUCCAGUCUGUCACAUGAGAAAACUGAGGCACAGAGCUUUGGAGUGACUUGUCUUAAAUUCACACAGCAAGUCAGUGGAAGAGCCAGGAAGACAACUUGGGAAUCCUGGAUCCCAGUCCUGUGCUCUAACCACUCGGCCACACCGCGGCUCCAGAUAAUUGCAGUUUUACUCCACUGGGGACUGGAAUCAGACAUCAGAUUGGAGAAUAGAUGAGUUAACACCUGUUCUGAAGGUGAAAGUCCUUGACUGAGAACAUGAAGUACAGACGCAGCCUCUCUCUGUUCCCUGCCCCAAUGAACGUCUGCACUAGAUCCAAGGCUUGGAGUGACUUACCUGAAGAGUGACACCAUUCAGAAACCACUGAAGAAACCCAAGACAGCUGAAAACCAGAAGGCGUCUGAGGAGAAUGAGAUUACUCAGACGGGUGCAUGCAGAGCCAAGCCGGGCCUUCCCUGCCUGAACCUUGAAGCUGCUCUGCCUCUGAGCCCAGCCCUCAUCCACUCAUCACAUUCACCAACCAACCUGCACGCACACACAGGGUCAUCUGAUUUAGCUUUUGUCGUUUUCCUGGCCUCUCAUUAUUAUGAACUUUCUUCAUUUGGACUUCCAAGUAGUGUUAAGAUGACGUUGUUGCCAUGAUGGUCCAGGAGAUAUGCAAGAAGCCAGAAUUCCUGUGGGUCAUAUGUUUCAUUGAACCAACUGCAUGAUUGGGAUAGACCAAGGCAAGCUUUCAGGUAACAUCAGUUGCAAGGGGAUGACAGAGCGCAUUCACAGCAUCAACCUUCACAACUUCAGCAAUUCAGUGCUCGAGACCCUCAACGAGCAGCGCAACCGUGGCCACUUCUGUGACGUGACGGUCCGCAUCCACGGGAGCAUGUUACGUGCCCACCGCUGCGUGCUGGCAGCCGGCAGCCCCUUCUUCCAGGACAAGCUGCUGCUGGGCUACAGUGACAUUGAAAUCCCCUCGGUGGUGUCAGUCCAGUCCGUACAAAAACUCAUUGACUUCAUGUACAGCGGGGUGCUGCGGGUCUCCCAGUCAGAGGCUCUGCAGAUCCUCACUGCUGCCAGCAUCCUUCAGAUCAAGACUGUGAUUGACGAGUGCACGCGGAUCGUCUCACAAAAUGUGGGUGAAGUCUACCCGGUUAUCCAGGACUCCGGCCAGGAGACACCACGAGGGACACCCGAAUCUGGCACCUCGGGACAGAGCACCGACACAGAGUCUGGCUACCUGCAGAGCCACUCACAGCACAGCGUGGACAGGAUCUACUCUGCGCUCUACGCCUGCUCAAUGCAGAAUGGCAGUGGGGAACGCUCCUUCUACAGCGGAGCAGUGGUUAGCCACCACGAGACAGCCCUGGGGCUGCCCAGGGACCAUCACAUGGAAGACCCGAGCUGGAUUACACGGAUCCAUGAGCGCUCACAGCAGAUGGAGCGGUACCUCUCCACCACUCCAGAGACCACCCACUGCCGCAAGCAACCACGCCCUGUCCGGAUCCAGACCCUGGUGGGCAACAUCCACAUCAAGCAGGAAAUGGAGGACGAUUAUGACUACUACGGCCAGCAAAGGGUGCAGAUCCUGGAGCGCAAUGAGUCUGAGGAAUGCACUGAGGACACUGACCAAGCAGAAGGCACUGAGAGCGAGCCCAAGGGGGAGAGCUUUGACUCGGGAGUCAGUUCCUCCAUUGGCACUGAGCCUGAUUCCGUGGAGCAGCAGUUCAUGGCCGGCCUGGGCCGUGAGGGUAAGCAGGAACCUUCCCAACCAGAGCAAAGUGACGCCCCUGCUGAAGGCACUCAGCCCCAGCAGCAGCAGCAAAUGGAUGCCAACUCCUCCUCUCCAGAGAGAAACAACGACAUUGAGAUGGAUGGCAAAGUGCUUACAGUGAAUAACAGCACCGAAAAGGGGACCUUGCAGCCUUCUGCCAACACAACUGCUGCCCAACAAUUGCCAAGCACCCAGCUCUAUUUACGCCAGACAGAAACCCUCACCAGCAAUCUGAGGAUGCCACUGACUCUGACCAGCAACACUCAGGUCAUUGGCACAGCUGGCAACACCUACCUGCCUGCCCUUUUCACCACACAAUCUGCUGGCAGCGGCCCUAAGCCUUUCCUUUUCAGCCUGCCCCAGCCCUUAGCUGGCCAACAGACACAGUUUGUGACAGUGUCCCAGCCUGGCCUGUCAACCUUUACUGCCCAGCUGCCAGCCCCACAGCCCUUGGCUCCCUCUGCGGGCCACAGCACAGCAGGUGGGCAGGGUGAAAAAAAGCCUUAUGAGUGCACUCUCUGUAACAAGACUUUCACCGCCAAACAGAACUACGUCAAGCACAUGUUUGUACACACAGGUGAGAAACCCCAUCAGUGCAGCAUCUGUUGGCGCUCCUUCUCCUUAAAGGAUUACCUAAUCAAACACAUGGUGACACACACCGGCGUGAGAGCAUACCAGUGCAGCAUCUGCAACAAACGCUUCACCCAGAAGAGCUCACUCAAUGUGCACAUGCGCCUCCACCGUGGGGAAAAAUCCUACGAGUGUUACAUCUGCAAGAAGAAGUUCUCCCACAAGACCCUGCUGGAGAGGCACGUGGCUCUUCACAGUGCCACCAACGGCACACCCGGCACCACAGGCACCGGCACAAGGGCCGUCCCUGCCGGGGUGGUGGCCUGCACGGAGGGGACCACAUACGUGUGCUCCGUCUGUCCAGCUAAGUUUGACCAAAUCGAGCAUUUCAACGACCACAUGAGGAUGCAUGUGUCUGACGGAUAAGUAGAAUCUCUCUCUUUAUUAUGAACAAACAAACAAAAAAGUAGAAACAACAACAACAACAAAAGCUAUGGCACUAGAAUUUAAGAAAUGAUUUUUGUUUCGUUUUUACCUUUAUUUUCCUUCCUUUUUUUUUUAGUUUGUUUCAUUUUGUCGUUUUUGUACUACAUGAAGAACUGUUUAUUGCCUGCUGGUACAUUACAUUUCCGGAGGCUAGGUGAAUAAUAAUUUUCCUAACCUCCCUUGGAUGGUGGCCUUAAGGCCAGGUAGUGUUUCAAGAGCUCCACUGGUUGGAUCUCUAGCUACUGGCCUCUAAAUACAACCCUUCUUUACUACAAAAACAAAAAAACACAAAAAAAAACAAAACAAAAAAAAAAAACAAUUUCUUUUUUUUCUCACUUGUGAAGAGCACUACAAAAAAACAAAACAAAAGUAUAUUACAAAAUCUAUAAGGCCUACUGUCAUUUAAGUACACCGCUUGCAGUGUUUCAGUGGACGUAAUUCACAAUUCUGACCGCUUUUGGACUUCACAGUAUCCAGUUAGAACUGUGGAAUAUAUCACUUCUGGCUGCGCAGCAACCAGAGGUAACAAGGCCCUGCUGGUUUCCACCAUUUGUCUGCUUUCACACAUGCAAACACACAAAGGGCUGAGGAGAGGGCAAGGGAGCGUGAGUUGGAUGGCAUGGAGUUUCUACAGGCUGAGGAAGGAGAAUUAUAGAUUCCUCUCCCAGCUUCUUCUCCAUCCCAUGCUCUCUGGUUCACCCUCCCCCACCGCUUUUUCCCCCCCUACCACCACCUUACAGCAGAAACCAAGAAGAUUCCGACGACGAGCAACGGUGGCUUUCUUUUGUAAUUUAUUCAGUGUCUUCGCUGAGCCCAGGGCCUCAGCACAAUCAAGAGGGACUUUCGCGGAAGGCAAAGAGAAACACAGAGGAAAAACAAAGAUAUCAGAGGUUUGCGACCUGCGGAUCUAGGUACAAGAGGAGUAGUUCCCACAAUCUUUGCAAAAAAAAAAAAAAAAAAGUUGCAUCAGGAUUUAUUCUUGUGGAAGAAAGAGGAAUAGAG